Molecule: messenger RNA, 2066 nt
Organism: Camelina sativa (false flax)
Lineage: Eukaryota; Viridiplantae; Streptophyta; Magnoliopsida; Brassicales; Brassicaceae
Product: apyrase 1
Biological process (GO): nucleoside diphosphate catabolic process
Cellular component (GO): membrane
Molecular function (GO): nucleoside diphosphate phosphatase activity
Source: RefSeq, a predicted model, not a curated record
GCUUUUCGUGGAUGUUACCCAAUUGUCUUCUCUUCCGUAAUCUUUAAAUCAUAUAACGACGUAACGUCUUUGUUUUGGUUCAUAUCGUCGUUCACGCAAAUUCUCCGAUUCAGAUCUGUGUGGCAGAAUUUGAAUCGAAGCAAAGGAUCAUCAACCCGGUAAGCAACCGCAACUUGCUAUCAAUCGCCGAUCUGGAUCCGUUAAAGGAUCCGUCGCAGUCCUUGAAGACAUCGGCGUCCUCCGCCACCGGAAACAAGAUCCGUUACCGUUCCCCUUCCGCUUCUGAGCUAUUGGAGUCAGGACUAGCCACCGGAUUGUCCGGUAACCAUUCUCCUACUUCCGACUCUCAUCAAGGUCUUCUCUCUAUCGACGGAGGGAAAAUGACGGCGAAGCGAGCGAUCGGACGGCACGAAUCUCUUGCCGAUAAGAUCCAUCGGCAUCGAGGUGUUCUACUUGUGAUUUCGAUUCCCAUUGUGUUGAUCGCUCUUGUGCUUUUGUUAAUGCCGGGGUCGUCGACGUCCGUCUCUGUCAUUGAGUACACGAUGAAAAGCCACGAAGGAGGUUCGAAUUCGAGGGGCCCCAAAAAUUACGCUGUGAUUUUCGAUGCUGGAAGUUCUGGAAGCCGUGUGCAUGUUUAUUGUUUCGAUCAGAAUUUGGAUCUCGUUCCUUUGGAGAAUGAGCUCGAGCUCUUCUUACAGCUAAAACCGGGUUUGAGUGCAUAUCCUAAUGAUCCUCGGCAAUCAGCGAACUCUUUGGUAUCUCUUCUUGACAAAGCAGAAGCUUCCGUUCCCCGUGAGUUGCGUCCGAAGACUCCUGUCAGAGUUGGGGCAACUGCAGGUUUGAGGGCUUUGGGUCACAAAGCUUCUGAAAACAUUUUGCAAGCGGUUAGGGAGCUCCUGAAAGAUAGAAGCAGGCUUAAGACUGAGGCAAAUGCAGUGACUGUUCUGGAUGGAACUCAGGAAGGGUCUUAUCAGUGGGUGACAAUUAACUACUUGCUAAGGACUUUGGGAAAGCCGUACUCAGAUACAGUUGGAGUGGUUGAUCUUGGAGGGGGGUCGGUUCAAAUGGCAUAUGCUAUAUCAGAGGAAGAUGCUGCAAGUGCACCAAAACCAUUAGAAGGCGAGGAUUCUUAUGUCAGAGAAAUGUAUCUAAAGGGACGGAAGUAUUUCCUCUAUGUUCAUAGCUACCUACAUUACGGGUUACUUGCUGCCCGAGCUGAGAUUUUGAAAGUUUCUGAGGGCUCUAACAACCCCUGCAUCGUGACCGGCUACACUGGUACUUAUAAAUAUGGAGGAAAAGGGUUCAAAGCCACCGCUUCUUCAUCUGGUGCAAGUCUAGAUGAAUGCCGGCGAGUAGCUAUUAACGCACUCAAAGUCAAUGAUUCACUGUGUACACACAUGAAAUGCACUUUUGGUGGAGUAUGGAAUGGUGGAGGCGGUGGUGGCCAAAAGAAAAUGUUUGUUGCAUCAUUUUUCUUUGAUCGAGCUGCAGAGGCUGGUUUUGUUGACCCAAAGCAACCUGUGGCUGAGGUUCGACCACUUGACUUUGAGAAAGCGGCCAACAAAGCUUGUAACAUGAGAAUGGAAGAAGGGAAAUCGAAAUUCCCACAUGUGGAGGAAGAUAAUCUUCCUUACUUGUGCUUGGAUCUUGUUUACCAAUACACUCUUCUCGUGGAUGGAUUCGGAUUGAAGCCAUCACAGACAAUAACGUUAGUGAAGAAGGUGAAAUACGGAGAUUACGCCGUGGAAGCUGCUUGGCCACUAGGAAGCGCCAUAGAAGCAGUAUCCUCACCAUGAGGAAGCCAAUUUUGGGUAUUUGCACAAAACCCCCAUAUUCUUUUGAUUUCUCCCAAAAUCUCCCCCAAGCUAUUUUUCCUACCUCGAAAUUUUGUUAUUAUCAUAAUCCUUAAUUAGUUCCUUUACUAUCGAUUUUUGUUACAAUAAUCAUCUAGAGAAAAGAGUUUCGAUUCUUAAUAUACCUAAUUUUUAUUUUGUAAUCUAAAACAGCUUACGUGUCCUCUGUUUCUUGCUUAUAAAAUAUUUUCCUUAUUGAGGCGUUUAUUUUUA